GAAGAAACGCGUUUUAUACAUUAUUUGGUAAUCAAUCAAUCACUUUCCUUCUCUUUUAUCAUCAUCUUCAACCGAUCAUGAUCAUACGGAAUAUAGCCAAUAGCAAUGUGCUAUCGAUAGCACGAUCAGGGAUCAUUCAUCAACACUUAGGCGAGAGCUGCACGGCCAUAAUACAGAGAAAUGCUUAUAGCAGUGGAACAACGAAAAAACAUGGCAAAACACCACCUCCAAAACCACUUUCAUCAAGAUUUCAAAAAGGUAAUUCACUCACUUUAGAACAUUUUUUGUUACACGAAAAAUGUAUGAAAUUAUGGAGAGAUUUUUUACGUGCUUCACGUAAUAUUCCAAACCCUAUCGCAAGACGUGAAACGGUUGAUUGGCUGAGGGAUGAACAUUUUGAAGGUGCUUAUGGAUUACGAAAUGAAACGGACGUGACACGGAUAAGGGAAUUACUCGUCGCGGGAAAUGUGGCUCUGAAACGGGUUUGUGGACCAAUGGAAUUGGUUGCUGCACUCAAUCCCAAACAUGGCUCAUUCCUAAAGUUACGCGGUAAAAGAGGGUAAAACAUCAUAGACGAUUAAAUGUACAACACAUGUAUUCUAUCAAAACAAUCGU
Molecule: messenger RNA, 615 nt
Organism: Meira miltonrushii
Lineage: Eukaryota; Fungi; Basidiomycota; Exobasidiomycetes; Exobasidiales; Brachybasidiaceae
Exons: 2
Coding region: 78-563 (161 amino acids)
Source: RefSeq, a predicted model, not a curated record